Messenger RNA from Xyrauchen texanus (razorback sucker), 2922 nucleotides. RefSeq names its product butyrophilin subfamily 3 member A3-like. Lineage: Eukaryota; Metazoa; Chordata; Actinopteri; Cypriniformes; Catostomidae. Gene Ontology annotation, molecular function: protein binding. Bases 168 to 1367 code for a protein of 399 amino acids. The record is from RefSeq and is a predicted model, not a curated record. The transcript has 10 exons.
CGAAGUCACUGUAUGUAAACAAGGUCAAGCAUUCACUGCAGUAUUCGCUCCACUGACUCGUUAGACGUCUUUUCUCUUGACAACGAUUCACCCAGCGGUACAGCACACCUCUUACAGGAGCUGUUGUCAUUUCCUGUCUUGAAGGAUAUCCGUGGGCACCCGUCGAGAUGAUGCAGUGUCUGCAGUUUCUGGUUGAACCAACUAAGAAUUUCACUGCCAAGUUUAAGGAGUUUCACGAGAAAUCGAAAAAUGAGAAGAGAGAACCUCUGGAUGAGAGUCAGCAGUUCAUUGUGAACCUCGCUAAAGAUCUGAGACGAGUCUGUCAGAGGUCAGAGGUGUUGGAGCACAUCUCCAGCAGUGAGGAUGUUUGGCCCACGCUCACCUGCCGGGCCUUCAUACUGGAGUGGGCGUCCAUGCUGGAGAGUAAGAAGAGGCCAAUGCAGAAGGAUGAGUGGCCAGAGAGAAGUGAGUGGAAGGAUCUGGCCCUGAACAAUGACCUGGAUAUGGAGAGUGCAAAGACAGUUAUUCUCACCUGGAUCAAAGACCUGAGGGCCCAACCCGAGCAAAGUGUCUGGCCUGGAGAGCGGGUGGUGGUGGUUUUAGAUGACUUUGAUAAGCACUGGAGAAAAGGCCAGAUGGCCACAUUGCAGUCAGCUAUGGAGCUGGUGUUCUGGACCCUACUCAACAAAGAAUUAAACAAGGAGAACAUUCCUCAAAAGUGGCUUAUGUGGAAACAGAGGAGCCAAAAAAUAGGUGCCAUCCCAUAUAUUCCUCAAACAGUAUGGGACUGGAUCUGUGAUGCCGGAGUGGAGGUGACACUUGACCUGGACACUGCCAACCCUGACCUGCUGAUCUCUGAGAAUGAGAAGCGCAUGCGCUGUGGUUUUGAGCGCAAAGACGUGCCCAACUACCACCAGCGUUUCGACGGCUGGUGGUGUGCGGUCGGAACUGAAGGCUUCAGCAGUGGUCGCCACUACUGGAAAGUUGACCUUGGAGAAAUGGACUGGCGAAUCGGUGUGGCCAAAGAGUCGGCUUUGCGUAAGGGCUUCAAGUCCCUCAACGUCGACACUGGUUACCUGACUCUGCGUUUGGAGCGCGGUACGGAGCUGAAGGCCCUCACUGUGCCAUUCACUGCCCUCCCCACCACCUCCAUUCCCUGUAAGGUCGGCAUCUACCUGGAUUUUGAUGAGGGCCAGCUGUCCUUCUACGAUGCAGAGAGCCGCUCCCACAUCUACACCUACAAUGAGACAUUUGGCGAAAAGCUCUUCCCGCUGUUCGGAACGGUGGAGAUUGUGAAAGACCUGGUGAUCAGGUCGCCCGAAAACAGGAGCCACUGCAUGUGUCCCAGCAUGUGCCUGUGGGGUUGAGACCCUUAAUUGAACAGAGCCCAGUGCUUAGUCUCUAGACCAGUGGUUAUCAGUUGGUGGGCCGACAUCCAAAAAUUGGUUGCAGGUCUGUUCUGACUGGACAGCAAGGACAAAACAAUGCUAAAUGCAAAUAAUAAAAUGCACCUAACAAUAUAGUCAUUUAUAAAUUGAAUAGUUUCCUACUGAAUGCUGAUUGGUCAACUUGGCUGGGUCUAAGGGGUGGGCUGGGGGGGCAUCGUUCCGCUUGAUUUGCCUUGAGCCCCCCAGAAACUUUUGAUGCCUCCACCUUGACUGACAGUGAAACCAUAAAAGGGCACUCUGCCCCCUGGACUGACAACAUUGCUACCCCUAAACAUAAAAAUGCCCCACCAAAGAUUGCAUCCUAGUACUGGCCCUGUUGGUCAAUAUAGCAUUCCAGCCUUGAUAAAAUCCUAGAAAUAGUAAAAAACUAUGAUGAGGAACACCUGUUCAUCAUAUCGAGACUAUUGAGAGACUUUUGUUGUUUCUCAAUGUGCAGUCUUACAGUAUUAUGUUAUUAUGUUCUUUUGGAUUUAUUCGACAUCAUCCACCACUAGAGAAAAAAGGUUGUUGAAUCGCAUACAUAUCGCAGUACGUCUCAAUACUCUCAAAGAUACGUUAGACAGAGACAGAUUAGACAGAUGUCAACGUGAACAUGUUGCGAGACAUGCCCUCAUCCUUCGAAAAUUAUAAACAAACCUACGCAAGGUGGGAAAAAAGCUAUGACAGUCAGUUUUCCCCAUCAGCUUAUGCCACGUUAAUAAUUUAGCAUAUUGUUGGGCCUAUGCAGUUCUUGGUAAUAUAAAUACAUUCUAAAGUUAUAUGUUAUGGACAUUUGUAUUUACUUUGGUAUGAUACAAAUGUUCGGUACUGUGUUGGGUGCACAGUAAAAUCUGAAACAGUAGGUUGACUUUUCUUUGGACUUUCUUUAGAGGCAAAAAUACAACCACGAAUCGCGCUUGUCGCGAUUAUGCGAACGUAAUUACUUCCUGUUUUCAACGCGGGAUGUGAGCCUGGGUCUCUGAUGCUGAUGAUGAAACUCGCUACCAGUUGCGCCACAAAGGAAGGUAAUUAAGCUUGAGCCAAUGCAAAAAUAUCUGAUAGGGAAUGACACUUGUCAUUGAGUCGGCAUAAUGUGUCUGAUCCUAAGGUACUGGAACUCUCUGAAACAACAUGCUGACCUUGCAUGUGAUGAUGUUGCUUGAUGUCCAAUUUAAGAUCUGGGUCCUUAGGCAAACCCAAUUGAGAACCACUGGCCUAGACCUCUCAUUGGCAUUAGAUAGACCACUGGGCCAUGUUAGCUGGUCACUUCUGAGUGAUUGACAGUGAUCCAUAUUGCAGUAUAGACCAUUAAUUCCAUCAGAGUAGUGUACAAUCUAUUUCAGCUACUGCUUCUGUGGUACUUCUGAACAUACAAUUGUCUGCACCUUAUUACAAUGUGUUCACCUGCCCUGUCUGCACUUUCAUAUUUAUUUGACAAACUCAAAAUCAUGACGUGAAAAUGCACUUUAUGUCAAUAAUAAAUAAAAAAAAAUGU